UGGGGACUUAACACUGUUUCAUACAUACUUUCUCUUUACAAAUGCUGACGUAUAUUCUAUCUUCAGUCGAGAAAAUACACACACACGCAGAACUUGGUGACGUGAAAAUUUCAAAACGGUACUUUGAAAUCGAAUUCCAAAAUGGUCCGGUGUUAACACAAAAGUGCCCCAUGCCAAUGUAGUUUAUCAAUUAAAUGUGAUUAUUUUGUGAGUGGGUGUGAUGUUCAGUUUAGUGACUUAUUUUAUUUAUAUAUUAGAUUAAUUAAUUACAAAAAAUGAAUCUUCAGUGCUGCCUAACCGUUAUUGGAUUUGUCUUACUUUCCUUGGUUAACACAGAAAAACCACACAGCAAGUUAGAAAAACAAAGAUACGAUGGAUGGUUCAAUAACUUAGCUCAUCCCCAUUGGGGUUCAGUAGACAGUCAUUUGAUAAGAAAGGCCCCUUCAGCCUACUCUGAUGGAGUUUAUAUGUUGUCAGGCCAAAACAGACCUAGUCCAAGAACCUUAAGCAGACUUUUUAUGAAGGGUCAAGACGGCAUGGGUUCGAUGAGCAAUCGCACAGCGCUGCUGGCUUUUUUCGGCCAACUAGUCACCUCCGAAGUUGUGAUGGCCAGCGAGAGCGGAUGUCCCAUCGAAAUGCAUCACAUCGAAAUCGAAAAAUGCGACGAAAUGUACGACAAGGAGUGCAAAGGAGACAAGUACAUACCAUUUCACAGGGCCAGUUACGACAGAAAGACCGGACAAAGUCCCAAUGCGCCCAGAGAACAAUUAAAUCAAGUUACAAGUUGGAUAGAUGGCAGUUUUAUAUACAGUACCAGCGAACCAUGGAUAAGUAACAUGCGAUCAUUCGAAAACGGCACCCUUUUAACCGAUCCAACUGGGACAAUGCCUGUACGAAACUCCAUGCGAGUGCCUCUAUUCAACAACCCAGUGCCGCACAUGAUGAAAAUGCUCAGCACAGAAAAAUUGUUCUUGUUGGGAGAUCCGAGAACCAACCAAAAUCCCGCCCUAUUGACCAUUAGCAUCUUGUUUUUUCGUUGGCACAACGUGGUGGCUACAAGAAUUCAAAAGUUUAAUCCCACUUGGACUGACGAGGAAGUUUUUCAAAAAGCAAGAAGAAUUGUAGUGGCAACUUUGCAAAAUAUUAUUUUAUAUGAAUAUUUACCGGCGUUUCUUGGGGAGCAUCUUCCCAAAUACGAAGGAUAUAACGCGGAUAUUCAUCCAGGAAUAUCCCACGUUUUCCAAAGCGCUGCCUUUAGGUUUGGUCAUUCGUUAAUCCCUCCAGGAUUAUAUAGGAGAGAUUCAAAAUGUAACUACAAAAAAACAUCAAUGGGAUAUUUGGCUUUAAGAUUGUGUUCAACUUGGUGGGAUUCAAAUGAUGUUCUAAGCACAAACUCAUUGGAAGAACUACUAAUGGGAAUGACUUCACAAUUAGCAGAAAAAGAAGAUUCAGUCCUAUGUUCCGAUAUAAGAGACAAACUAUUUGGCCCCAUGGAGUUUUCAAGGCGAGAUCUUGGUGCUCUCAAUAUUAUGAGAGGUAGAGACAGUGGUCUUCCGGACUACAAUACAGUCAGAUCGUAUUAUAAACUGCCAAAAAUAAAAAACUGGACGGACAUCAAUCCAAAACUUUUUGAGGAUAAACCAGAAUUGUUAAGAAUGCUAGUGAGUGCGUACGACAAUAAUUUCGAUGAUAUAGAUGUAUAUGUUGGAGGAAUGUUGGAGAGUUAUGGUGGUCCUGGUAAAUUAUUUACUACAGUUAUAAAGGAUCAGUUUAUGAGACUGAGGGAUGCUGAUAGGUUCUGGUUUGAAAAUGAGAAUAGUGGAUUAUUCACUAAACAAGAAAUAGAGGAAAUCAAAAAAAUAACUCUUUGGGACGUUAUGGUAAACAGUACAAACAUAAAACCAACAGCCAUUCAGAAAAACGUAUUUUUCUGGAUGGAGGGAGAUCCAUGCCCACAACCAAUGCAGCUAAACACUUCCUUAAUGGAACCUUGCAAAAUUUUAAGCGGGUAUGAUUAUUUCGAAGGCAAUGAGUUGGUUUACAUCUACUCUUGUAUAUUCUUGAGUUUCGUGCCAAUAUUGUGCGCAGGCGCAGGGUACGGUGUGGUAAAACUCCAAAACCGACGUAGAAGAAGACUGAAAAUGAAACAGGAAGAAUUGCGAAAUAAGGAAGGAAAACUACCGAUAGAUACGAUGAUAGUGCACGAGUGGCUCCACGCAAACCACAAAAGACUGGUUAAGAUAAAAUUUGGUCCUGAUGCAGCUAUUAACAUAAUGGGACGUAAAGGGGAAAAACUAAGGACUUUAAACUUCAAGAGCUCAAAUAGCGUUGAUGUUGAGGAAUCUUUGGAGGUUACAUCAAAGAAAAAACCCAUGGUGCUCAUACACGUACCUAGGGAUCACGAUUUGGUACUCGAGUUAGAAUCAGUAGGGGCCAAGAAGAAGUUUUUGAACAAACUUGAGUUAUUCUUGACUUCGCACAAAAAAAACCUGAUUUGCAACCAAAUGGCGAGGGAGUUGAUGCUGGCUAAAGCAGAGACCAGACAACGUCGCGAAAGAAAGUUGGAGCAUUUUUUCAGAGAAGCUUAUGCUUUGACCUUUGGGUUAAGACCGGGCGAACGCAGAAGAAGAUCCGAUAGCUCCGCAGAUGGCGAAGUGGUUACAGUAAUGAGAACAUCUUUGACGAAAAGUGAAUUUGCGAAUGCUCUUGGUAUGAAACCAGAUGCUGUUUUUGUGACGAAGAUGUUUAAUAUUGUCGAUAAAGACGGAGAUGGUCGGAUAUCUUUUCAGGAGUUUUUGGACACUGUUGUGUUAUUCUCCAGGGGGAAAACGGAGGAUAAACUCAGGAUAAUUUUUGAUAUGUGCGAUAAUGAUGGAAAUGGAGUGAUAGAUAAGGAGGAAUUUUCCGAAAUGUUAAGAUCUCUGGUGGAAAUAGCUAGGACCACUAGUUUAUCUGAUGAUCAUGUUACUGAGCUUAUUGAUGGAAUGUUUCAGGAUGCUGGUUUAGAGCACAAAGAAUUUCUGACCUACUCAGACUUUAAAUUGAUGAUGAAGGAAUACAAAGGAGACUUUGUAGCAAUUGGUUUGGAUUGUAAGGGAGCUAAACAAAACUUUUUAGAUACAUCAACGAAUGUUGCGAGAAUGACCAGUUUCCACAUUGAACCAACUAUGGAUGUGGAGAAGAAUUUUCUAAGACUCAAAUGGGAUAGUUUAACAACAUUCUUAGAAGAAAACCGACAAAAUAUAUUCUAUUUAUUUGUAUUUUAUGUAACAACCAUAGCUCUAUUUGUGGAAAGAUUUAUACAUUACUCCUUUAUGGCUGAACAUACCGACCUAAGGCACAUAAUGGGAGUAGGAAUCGCAAUAACCAGAGGUUCAGCUGCCUCCCUAUCAUUCUGUUACAGCAUUUUGCUCCUAACAAUGUCUAGAAACUUAAUUACAAAGUUAAAGGAGUUCUCCAUUCACCAAUACAUUCCCCUGGACACUCAUAUUCAGUUUCAUAAAAUAGCUGCAUGUACUGCCUUAUUCUUUUCUGUUUUGCAUACUGUAGGUCACAUAGUUAAUUUUUAUCAUGUAUCCACUCAACCCGUGGAAAAUUUAAAGUGUCUGACCAAUGAGGUCAGGUUUCCUUCGGAUUAUAAGCCCGGAAUUUCAUUCUGGCUCUUCCAAACAAUAACAGGCAUCACCGGUGUCUUGCUAUUCAUAAUCAUGUGUAUAAUCAUUGUAUUCGCGCAUCCAACUAUUAGAAAGAAAGCGUAUAAAUUCUUCUGGUUCACUCAUAGUUUGUAUGUGCUUCUGUACGCACUUUGUCUAAUACACGGAUUGGCAAGACUUACUGGUGCUCCUAGAUUUUGGAUGUUCUUUAUUGGUCCUGGAAUCAUUUUUGCACUGGACAAGGUUGUUAGCCUAAGAACAAAAUACAUCCCCCUGGAUGUCAUUGAGGCCGAUUUGCUGCCCUCUGACGUGAUCAAAAUCAAAUUCUACCGCCCACCCAACUUGAAAUACCUGUCAGGUCAAUGGGUGAGGUUGGCUUGUAACGCCUUCAAGGUCCACGAGUUCCACUCUUUUACCUUGACUUCGGCACCCCACGAAAAUUUCUUGUCAUGUCACAUCAAGGCGCAGGGUCCCUGGACUUGGAAUCUAAGGAACUACUUCGAUCCUUGCAACUUUAACGUCGAAGAUCAACCGAAAAUUUUGAUCGAGGGGCCGUUUGGAGGCGGCAAUCAGGAUUGGUACAAGUUUGAGGUGGCUGUGAUGGUUGGGGGUGGGAUCGGUGUUACGCCCUAUGCGUCGAUAUUGAACGAUCUCGUGUUCGGGACUUCUACGAAUCGUUAUUCUGGAGUUGCUUGCAAGAAAGUGUACUUCCUUUGGAUUUGCCCGUCGCAUAAACAUUUUGAAUGGUUCAUAGAUGUUUUAAGAGAUGUAGAGAAAAAGGAUGUGACAAAUGUUUUGGAAAUACAUAUUUUUAUUACACAAUUUUUCCAUAAAUUCGAUUUGAGAACAACAAUGUUGUACAUCUGUGAAAAUCACUUCCAGAGACUAGCAAAAACAUCUAUAUUUACAGGAUUAAAGGCUGUUAAUCAUUUUGGAAGACCAGAUAUGACUUCCUUCUUGAAAUUCGUCCAAAAACGCCAUAGCUACGUCAGCAAAAUUGGAGUGUUUAGCUGCGGUCCUAGGCCACUAACAAAAAGUGUAAUGUCAGCUUGUGAUGAAGUGAAUAAAGGAAGAAAACUGCCGUAUUUUAUACAUCACUUCGAAAAUUUCGGUUAAUUUUCUUGUGCUUUAUCCUUAAGGCGAAAGUAAAUACCUACUGUACAAUACUUUAAUUUUAAUCAUAGGUAUAAUAUACAGUAUAUAAAAAAAGUAUUAAUUUAAUACUGCACAUUAUUUAUAUGCUAAUAAUUAUUGUACCUACAGUAUAAUAUUAUAUACAAUAAUUGUACAUUAUUAUUUUUACAGUAUUGUACAGUACCUAUUUACCUACCUAAUUUAUAUGUAAAU
This is a messenger RNA of Brassicogethes aeneus, 5000 nucleotides long. NCBI's taxonomy places the organism in Eukaryota, Metazoa, Arthropoda, Insecta, Coleoptera, Nitidulidae. The record is from the annotation of a GenBank genome assembly.